UCCACACGGUGUGCUGAGAGCCUCAGAAGUCAAAAAAUUUAAACAACAAAGAUUUCCCCUCUUGAACUAAAAUGGGAAAGAAAGACAAAUCAUUGGUCGAGGAGAUGGACACUACACAGGAAGCUGAGAAUGAGAUGAGCUAUGAAGAAAAACUGAAGUACGUGUCUGUGGUCGCUACUCCUAUUGCCAGCAAGAAGUUUGCCAAGAAGAUUUAUAAACUUAUCAAGAAAGGAUCAAAACAGAAAACUUUUGUGAGAAGUGGCCUUAAGGAUGUGCAGAGCAGAAUCAGAAAAGGAGAAAGAGGAAUUGUUAUAUUUGCUGGUGACGUCACUCCCGUAGAUGUGAUGAUUCAUAUGCCAGGAGUUUGUGAAGAUCUCGAUAUACCAUACGUUUAUACACCCUCCAGAACAGAUCUUGGAUCAGCUAUGGGAGUAAAAAGAGGAUGUUUGAUGAUGUUAGUCCGAGAACACGCAGAUUACAAGGAUCUCUACGACGAGGUGAACAAGGAGAUCAAGGGGCUCCACGAGGCAUGAAGAUUGUAAAUGUGUUCAGUUCACUGCGUUUUGAAAUCCUUAACGCAUAAGCGCAUUUGCCCUGUAUUGUUAUAAAGUACCUUGUAUACUAUUCAUGUUCAUAGCACUCAGUGCACGAAUAAAUUUUUUUUCUUUA
Molecule: messenger RNA, 669 nt
Organism: Eurytemora carolleeae
Lineage: Eukaryota; Metazoa; Arthropoda; Copepoda; Calanoida; Temoridae
Gene: NHP2
Product: H/ACA ribonucleoprotein complex subunit 2-like protein
Exons: 7
Coding region: 72-533 (153 amino acids)
Biological process (GO): rRNA pseudouridine synthesis; snRNA pseudouridine synthesis
Cellular component (GO): box H/ACA snoRNP complex
Molecular function (GO): box H/ACA snoRNA binding
Source: RefSeq, a predicted model, not a curated record